AUGCCUUAGGCUGGCAGGCUGUGGGCAAGCAGUGAGUUUUUUUCCCUGUAAGUUGGGUACAAAAAGAUCGACAUGGGAGUGGCUUCCUCGGAGACAGCUGCCUUGAGAGAAUGCAGGAGCAGGGAACAGCCAGAAAUUCCUCCUGGCACCAAGUGCCCGGGGGAGGAGUCCACUUUGCUAAGUAUUGUCAUUUGCUGAGAGAAGGUGUGUGCUCAAGAAGGAGUUUUUAACCUGGAGGAUCCUUAACUCUUUCAUUCAGCGACCUGGAGGUGGCUCUGGAGUUGGUCCUGGAAGCGGCUACAAGCAAGGGUCGAGGAGCAGGAGCGGAGUGCGUUUCCAUGGGGGACCACCUUGAGAAGGGCCAGCAUGCUUUGCUCAACGAAGGAGACGAGAAUGAGAUGGAAAUAUUUGGCUAUCAGACUCAAGGCUGUCGGAAAGCUCUCUGUCUCGUUGGAUCCAUCUUCUCUCUGGGAAUCCUCCCUUUGGUGUUUUACUGGAGACCAGCUUGGCACGUGUGGGCAAACUGUGUCCCAUGCUCCCUACAAGAAGCAGAUGUUGUGUUGCUGAAGACGACUGAUGAAUUCAAAACUUAUUCUUGGAAAAAGGUAAUGUGGAUCUCCUUGUCAGCACUGAGCAGAACGUCUGGUCUCACUCCUGACCACCCUCUCAUUACAGAUGAGGAAUACAUCAUAAACAGAGCCAUAAGAAAGCCAGAUCUAAAGGUGAGAUACAUAAAAGUGCAAAAAAUAAGAUAUGUUUGGAAUAAUUUAGAAGGACAGUUUCAGAAAAUUGGCUCCCUGGAAGACUGGCUCAGUUCUGCAAAGAUUCACCAAAAGUUUGGACUAGGUCUAACAUCAGAAGAACAGGAGAUCAGGAGGUUAAUAUGUGGACCUAAUGCUAUUGAUGUUGAAGUCACACCUAUCUGGAAAUUGCUCAUCAAGGAGGUUCUAAAUCCAUUUUACAUCUUUCAACUCUUCAGUGUCUGUCUGUGGUUCAGUGAAGAUUACAAAGAGUAUGCUCUGGCCAUCAUCCUCAUGUCUGUUAUUUCCAUAGCUCUGACCGUGUAUGAUCUCAGACAGCAGUCUGUAAAACUGCACCAUCUUGUUGAAUCACAUAAUAGCAUCACAGUCUCUGUAUGUGAGAGAAAAGCUGGAGCCCAAGACCUGGAAUCCCGCCUCCUGGUGCCUGGAGAUUUAUUAAUUUUGACAGGGAGCAGAGUGCAAAUGCCAUGUGAUGCCAUUCUGAUUGAUGGCAGCUGUGUGGUAGAUGAAGGCAUGCUGACAGGAGAAAGCAUCCCUGUCACUAAAACCCCAUUAUCCCAGAUGGCUAGCUCUGCACCCUGGAAGAUGCAGACAGAAGCAGAUCCCAGGCGGCAUGUUCUCUUCUGUGGAACAGAGGUCAUCCAGGCCCGGGCAGCUGGCUCCGGGACUGUGAGAGCAGUGGUCCUGCAGACAGGGUUCAACACUGCAAAGGGGGACCUUGUGAGAUCCAUCCUUUACCCCAAGCCCAUGAAUUUCAAGCUUUACAGGGAUGCCAUCAGGUUCCUCCUAUGCCUUGUUGGGACAGCCGCCAUUGGCAUGAUCUAUACUCUGUGUGUCUAUGUGCUCAGUGGGGAACCUCCUGAGGAGGUGGUGAGGAAAGCUUUGGACGUUAUCACCAUUGCAGUGCCUCCUGCCCUCCCUGCUGCCCUGACCACAGGCAUCAUCUAUGCCCAGAGGAGGCUGAAAAGGAAGGGCAUAUUCUGCAUUAGCCCCCAGAGGAUCAAUGUAUGUGGACAAUUAAACCUUGUCUGCUUUGACAAGACAGGUACCUUAACAAGGGGUGGCUUGGAUCCUUGGGGAGUUGUACCCUGUGACCAGAAUGGAUUCCAGGCAGUUCACAGCUUUGCCUCAGGCAAAGCUUUGCCCCAAGGCCCACUGUGUGCAGCCAUGGCCAGCUGCCACUCUCUGAUUCUUCUUGAUGGGACCAUCCAGGGAGACCCCAUGGACCUGAAAAUGUUUGAAGCCACCAAAUGGGAAAUGACUAUUUCUGGGGAUGAUUUCCACAUCAAGGGAAUGCUGGCACACACCGUGGUUGUUAGGCCGACAGACUCAGUUGGCCAGGUCCCGGUGGAAGGACUGGCCAUCCUGCGUCAGUUCCCAUUCUCAUCAGCAUUGCAAAGAAUGACAGUCAUUGUCCAAGAGAUGCAAGGUGACCGACUGGCAUUCAUGAAAGGUGCUCCGGAGAGAGUGGCCAGCUUUUGCCAACCUGAUACAGUACCAUCUAGCUUUAUUAGUGAACUUCAGAUGUACACGACACAGGGGUUCCGGGUCAUAGCUCUGGCUUACAAGAAGCUGGAGAGUGACUGUCCCGCAACUGCCUUGAUGAGGGAGAAGGUAGAAUCAGACCUGAUAUUUCUGGGAUUACUGAUCUUGGAGAAUCGAUUGAAGGAGGAGACGAAGCCUGUCUUGGAAGAGCUCAUCUCUGCCCGGAUACGGACUGUGAUGAUCACAGGCGACAAUCUUCAGACUGCAAUAACAGUGGCCAGGAAGUCUGGGAUGGUUUCUGAAGGCCAGAAAGUCAUUCUUGUCGAGGCAAAUGAAGCCACUGGUUCUUCAUCAGCAUCUGUCUCUUGGAAAUUAGUAGAAGACAAGAAACAUAUCCCACUUGAGAAUCAGGACAACUACAUCAACAUCAGAGAAGAAGUCCCCGAUCAUGGCAGAGAAGGGAGUUACCAUUUUGCCCUAAGUGGAAAAUCCUUCCAUGUUUUAAGUCAGCAUUUUAGCAGCUUACUGCCAAAGAUACUGAUGAACGGGACCAUCUUUGCAAGAAUGUCUCCGGGUCAAAAGUCAAGUCUCGUGGAAGAAUUUCAGAAACUGGACUACUUCGUGGGUAUGUGUGGUGAUGGAGCCAAUGACUGUGGGGCUUUGAAAAUGGCCCAUGUCGGUAUCUCUCUGUCGGAGCAGGAGGCAUCAGUGGCCUCACCUUUCACUUCCAAAACAGCAAACAUCAAAUGUGUGCCUCAUCUCAUCAAGGAAGGCCGCGCAGCUCUUGUUACAUCCUUUUGCAUGUUUAAGUACAUGGCCCUGUACAGCAUGAUUCAGUAUGUUGGUGUUCUGCUGCUCUACUGGGAGACAAACAGCCUUUCAAAUUACCAGUUUCUAUUCCAGGAUCUGGCCAUCACAACUCUUAUUGGUGUAACAAUGAAUCUGAACGGUGCCAACCCCAAGCUAGUGCCUUUCAGGCCUGCAGGGAGGCUGAUCUCCCCACCUCUGCUGCUCUCUGUUAUCAUCAACAUCCUUCUGAGUUUGGCCAUGCACGUCGUGGGCUUCGUCCUUGUGCAGAAGCAGCCUUGGUACCUCAUGGAGUUGCACAGUGUCUGCACAAUGAGAAAUGAGAACAUCUCAGCCAUAAUCACAUCUCCAAAUGUUCCUGAGAAAAACAGAAGUCACAGCCCCUUUUCAAGUUUUGAGAAUACUACUAUAUGGUUUUUGGGAACCAUCAACUGUAUCAUCGUGGCCCUUGUAUUCUCCAAAGGCAAACCGUUUAGGCAGCCUACCUAUACAAACUAUAUAUUUGUCCUUGUACUGAUUUUGCAGAUGGGCGUAUGUCUUUUCAUUCUAUUUGCGGAUAUUCCAGAGUUGCAUAGGCGUUUGGACCUGCUCUGCACUCCUGUCCUGUGGAGAGUCUACAUUCUCAUCAUGAUCAGCUCCAACUUUGUUGUGUCCUUUGCUGUGGAGGAGACCAUUAUUGAAAACAGGGCAUUGUGGCUAGCAGUCAAGAGAUGUUUUGGCUAUCAAUCAAAAAGCCAGUAUCGGAUAUGGCAGAGGAAUUUGGCAAAUGACUCAAAUUGGCCACCACUAAACCAAACCUCCUGCUCUGAUAUGCAGGGGGUGUCCUACAGCAAUCCUGUGUUUGAGAGCAACGAGGAACAACUUUGAAGGAGGGCAAUAUCUAAACAGUCGUCAACAUGAAGAUAAAAAGGACCAGUUUCAGAGACGUUGAAGCAAGUUGACUCUUCACACUAUCAAUUGGAGUUUGUUGGGGGGAGAUAAACCUACAAUGCUUGGUGACACAUUAAAGUCCAUCUGCUUAAAUGGAGUCUGUGCAGAACAGUGGCCCCAGAAGAUGUUUUUCCUCCUAGCUUCUGGAGCAUUGGUGGCUCCUAUUGAACCAAGAAUGGAGUAAGGGAUACAAUGGGCCAUAAGACUGGCAGGUAUCAGAGGGAAAAAUAUAUGUUAGAAUAAUUCUUUCUAAAAAUAAAUGAAUCUAGGGAAGGUCAUACACCGUGUACUCUGUAACACAGUAAGGGUCAAUCUCCAGUUGUCACUUGAUGGAAAAACUAACACGAGAGAAGCGUCAUCCAAUCUCCCUUCCCUGGUUCCAGACUCACAGCCUUUCUUCUCCCUUUGGUCUUCCUCUGCAUAUUUGCGACAAGGACACACACCCCUUCAUCUCAGUGACUCCACAUACUAGAGAUUUUCUCUUGCUGGGACAGCUGUCCCCAGGGUGGUGAUCACUUCAGAGUGACAGACAACUCUACCGUUGCAACACAGGGACUGUAUGUUCACUGGAGCAGGGGCGGGAAAAACUGGAGACAACAUGGGGGAGGGUCCCCGUUUCACCCCCAGAGCAGCAUCUCUUCCCACCCCUACUCUCAUGCCCUUAGCAGAGGUUUGGCCCAGGAGCUGGGGAGGGCUGUCUCUUGUAUCUAGGAUUAAAGAAGCCCCGUGACUAAGGAGGUCCCUGCUUAGAAGAGCUUCACCAUUGUUUUAAUACUGGCCCGUUUCUAUUUUGUAAAUUUUUGUGCUAGAGUCCCCCUACUUUCAGACCCCACAAUGAUAUACUAGUCUCGCUUGUGUUCUAGGGACAAGGCAGAAGGGUAUCAAAAGGCCUAAGUAUUGAUUGCUCCCUGACUGUAUGAAUGAACCCUUGGGUCAGGGACCCCUCAUCUUCCUUACACUCUGCUCUGCUAUUUGGAGGAUGCCCCUUCUUGUGUGUUCUGCAUUAUAGGUUGUCAUUGAGCAACCUGGGUCUUUCUGGCUUAAGACUGACCUGCUUCUAGAAAACAAAAUUUCUCCUUAUUUUGCCCUCAUGGACAACUGGAUUGAUUCAGCAUAGAGAACACCCGGAUUUCUCUUAGGCCUGUGGGCAACAUUGAACUUCAGGACAACAUCCACACAUACACUUUUUUUAAAUUUAAAAAUUAUUCUCAUACAAUGCAUUUUGAUAUUUUUCCUCUCCUUCAACUCCCCGCCAGGACCCCGACCUUCUCUACCUCUGGACCCAUCCAACUUCUUAUUCUCUUUCUCUCUCUCAAACAACAGAAAGAACAGAAAAAGAAAAGGAAAGGAAUUUCAAAUGAACCACAAAUAGUGGAAAAAAAGCCCCCUAAGCCCCAAACCUAAACAAAAGCAGAACCAUGGUGAUCUGGAGAUACAUGCCUUUA
This is a messenger RNA of Onychomys torridus (southern grasshopper mouse), 5428 nucleotides long. RefSeq names its product ATPase 13A4 (gene Atp13a4). The transcript has 30 exons. Gene Ontology annotation, biological process: intracellular calcium ion homeostasis; polyamine transmembrane transport. Gene Ontology annotation, molecular function: P-type ion transporter activity; ATP binding; ATPase-coupled monoatomic cation transmembrane transporter activity. NCBI's taxonomy places the organism in Eukaryota, Metazoa, Chordata, Mammalia, Rodentia, Cricetidae. The record is from RefSeq and is a predicted model, not a curated record. Gene Ontology annotation, cellular component: late endosome membrane. Bases 339 to 3920 code for a protein of 1193 amino acids.